AUGGAAAAUCAUAAUAAGUGCUCAUCAGCCGUUGGCUCGUCUAUCGUGUUACUACAGGAACGGUUCAAGCAGCUGCAAAGGUUGAAAGACAUUAGGCAAGAAAGACAGCUCCUCAAACGACUCUCUCAGUCGAUCAACGGCUUUGAUGGGUCCACCAAUCCAUGCAUGAGGUCUCCACCACCUGAUGAAGCUUCUCAUGAUCCUCUCGCUCUUGGGCUCGACUCUAAUCAUGCGCCAUGUGUUCAAGCUGUCAAGCCUGUUGUACAACAGCCAACAGCAUCUGCUUCUAGGGGCAAACAUAGUGAUUCCUUUGAGGUUGAUUCUGAUGUUGUUGAUACGUCCCUUCGUCUCUAG
Molecule: messenger RNA, 354 nt
Organism: Striga asiatica
Lineage: Eukaryota; Viridiplantae; Streptophyta; Magnoliopsida; Lamiales; Orobanchaceae
Source: the annotation of a GenBank genome assembly